Messenger RNA from Haemonchus placei, 2732 nucleotides. The record is from the annotation of a GenBank genome assembly. Lineage: Eukaryota; Metazoa; Nematoda; Chromadorea; Rhabditida; Trichostrongylidae.
AUACGAUGGGUAUUACAAAGGAUUAUCUCCGCUAUAUUCAUAGCGGAAGUUGCGGAUGUGUUGGAUCAGCAAAUGGUGAAAUCUGUGCGAUAGAUGCGACCACUUGUGCUGUAACUGCUUGCGAAAAUGUCAGCUUCUACAAUAUGAGAACAAAUGAGAAAGUAAGCAAAAUUACUCUUCCAUUCAUUCUUUCUAUCUAUCAGUCUUCUGGAAGCUUUGAAUGCGUAACCGCACAACUCCUUUCCGAAGUGCAUGAGAUAUCAGAGUCCACUAAGGAAGCUACUUGCAUAAAGUUUAGCAAAGACAAGAGGUGGCAAGCCGUUGGGUAUGCUGAUGGUAUUAUUCGAGUGUUCGAUAGAAAAGCUCCUGAACAAAACUGUGUCGUGUACUCGGGUCAUAAAAAAGCGGUCAGCUGCUUAGCAUUCAGCGACGACGGUCUUACAUUGGCUUCUGGAGGCAAGGAUUGUGUAGUGAUUCUAUGGGAUAUUGUCUCGGAAAGUGGUAUUUUUCGUCUCAACGGUCAUAAAGGUCCCGUCACUCAUCUUGCUUUCGCACGUGAUGACCAAUUCCUUAUAUCAUCGUCAAAGGAUUGUCUCGUCAAGUUUUGGAGCCUCAAAAGUCAAAGCUGUUUUUAUACAUUAUUCGACAGUAGUUCAGAGGUGUACUCGUUCAGUCUUCUCUGUGACAACUCUUUAAUGGUUGUAGCUAGUGCUGAGGCAGAGCUUCUCGUGUAUGAAUUAAUUUGGUUGGAGGAGGAUAAUGGUCAAAGUUUGGAAACGUCAGAUGAGCCUGAGAAGAAGAAAACAGCGGAGACCCAGGAUAUCGAAAAUUCAAUAGAGGGAAUGGCAAAUGGAGGAUUCACGUCAAUUAUCAUUCUUAAGCCCAGAUUGUCAAGCGUUCCCAGUGCCGAAGCUUCUACACAUGUUACCGAGGAUGAAGUCAAAAAGGAUGUCACCAUUCUGGUCACCAGAAUUGGUGAUUAUCGUACACCCGCUAAAAUAAAAUGGAUUGAUUUCACUCGUGUAUUCAAGCCAAGUAAGGAGGGAUCCGUAGGCUACUCGGCUUUUGCUCUGAUGGCCAACAAUACUGUUCACUUCCUGAAGAUAAAAUGUGAUUUGAAUUCAAACUCCGUAGCCUUCGAAUGUGCUUCAACGCUAGACCAGUAUGGCCAUCGCAGUGAUAUUCGUGGUAUGUCGAUAUCUUCGUCAAACAAUGCGAUAGUUUCUGGUGGAAGCGAUGAACUCAUUAUAUGGAAUACACAUUCACUUCGCCCCGUGGCUUCGCUUCAAAACGAGGCCAUGCUCGACGUUAUGGCUGUAGUUUUUACCCAAGGUGACGGACAUGUGGUGGCGGCAACGAAAUCAGGAGAGUUAUUUCUUUGGAGUGUGGCGGGAUGCGAAUUGUUGGAAUCUCGUAAGGGGCAUGAGGGAGCCAUUUGGGGAAUCGCACACUCUCCAGAUGGUAAGCAACUCUUAUCCGUGUCAGCUGACAAACGAGCGAAAUUUUGGGCAUACGAUAUUGUCACCGAAGGAACCCGCAAACGCUUAACACUACGUGAAAGUCGAAUUCUCGAGGUUCCAGAUGAAGCCCUUUGCUGUGCUUUUUCACCUGAUGGCAAGUUCGUUAUAAUUGGUUUGUUGGAUAACACAGCGGCCGUCUACUUUCAUGACACCUUGAAAUUUUUCAUAUCGUUGUACGGGCACUCUUUACCAGUGACAUGUGUCACUGUGAGCCCCAAUAGCAAGCUCGUCGUAACAGGAUCGGCUGACAAGUCAAUAAAAAUAUGGGGACUUGACUUUGGAGAUUGCCACAAGUCGUUCCACGCUCACGAUGAUGUUGUUUCCGCGGUAAUGUUCUCUCCGUCUGACGAGAUGUUGGUCUGGUCGGCUGGUCGCGAUGGUAAAAUCAAGCAGUGGGAUGCUCAAAAAAUGUGCCGGGUACAGGUGCUAGAUCGGCACUCCUCUGCGGUACGAGCGCUCGCUCAAUCCGAUUCUGGGUCCAUGCUGUUCUCUGCUUCCCAUGAUAAAUCUUUGCGUUGCUGGGAACUCACUGAAGAGAUCAUAGUCGUUGAAGAGGAGGAGGAGAUGGAGAGAGAAAAGGAUUAUGAAGCACGUCUCCUAGAUGAAGAAGACGUGGUUACCGGUGAAGCAAUUGACGCUGAAGCAGGCCUUGCUUCGGUCAAAAAUAGCGAGAGUGUGGUUACGGCAGAGAACAUCAUUGAAGCAGUUGAUAUUGUGAGGAAUGAGAGGGCGCAGUUGGCAGGGAAUGACGAGCACAAGCCUCAUCCUCUUCUCGCUGCUUAUAAAAGCAAGUCCCUCGACCAUUUCAUUAUUGACGUCAUUGGAAGAUGCCGUCCAAGCAAUCUCGAACGGUCAUUGCUCAUGGUUCCGCUUAGCUAUAUUUCCGAUAUUCUUUCUGCUUUAUCGGAAUGUGUUCAAAAGCGCCACAGAGUUGAAUUUGCAGUCCGAAUUGCAAUAUUCUUGAUAAGGAUUCAUCAGAACUUCAUAAUCAAUUCUGUUGCAAUGUUGCCUGUUCUCGAGAAGAUUUCAGCCGAAAUGCCAAAAGGAAUAACGGAAGUUCGCGACAUAACGGGAUUCAAUUUGGCUGCCUUGGAACUGCUUCAAUUAGAGCUUGAAGAAUCACAAAACCUGAAAUUAUUCGCAGAUGUUUCUGGGGUCUUGAGCAAACAAAAGAAGAAGAACAAGGCGAGGAAAGCAGUCAUAAAAACGUGA